Cucurbita pepo subsp. pepo (vegetable marrow) is the source of this 598-nucleotide messenger RNA. NCBI's taxonomy places the organism in Eukaryota, Viridiplantae, Streptophyta, Magnoliopsida, Cucurbitales, Cucurbitaceae. The record is from RefSeq and is a predicted model, not a curated record.
CCCAGUUUCAAAAUCGACCAUCGAAGGCCGUAUCUAAGAUCUCCCUUUUAGAAACCCUAAUUCGGCUGCAACCUCCGUCUCACCAUCAUUCUCUUGGAAGGUUGAUUAUUCUGGUCCAGGAUCUUCAGCAAUGGCUCCUAAAGCUGACAGUAGCAAAAAGGGCGAUCCCAAGGCUCAAGCCUUGAAGACUGCCAAGGCAGUGAAGUCUGGUCCAACAUUCAAGAAGAAGGCUAAGAAGAUUAGAACAUCAGUCACAUUCCAUAGGCCAAAGACAUUGAAGAAGGAUAGGAAUCCGAAGUAUCCCAGGAUCAGUGCUACUCCAAGGAACAAGUUGGACCAGUAUCAAAUUCUCAAAUAUCCACUGACCACAGAAUCUGCAAUGAAGAAAAUUGAGGAUAAUAACACCCUUGUUUUUAUUGUUGACAUUCGUGCCGACAAGAAAAAGAUCAAGGAUGCCGUGAAGAAGAUGUAUGACAUUCAGACCAAGAAAGUGAACACUUUAAUCAGGCCGGACGGAACGAAGAAGGCGUAUGUUAGGUUAACUCCAGAUUAUGAUGCUCUGGAUGUGGCGANUCACUCCUUUACAUACAUCGGUUGA